Molecule: messenger RNA, 1095 nt
Organism: Rhodamnia argentea
Lineage: Eukaryota; Viridiplantae; Streptophyta; Magnoliopsida; Myrtales; Myrtaceae
Exons: 4
Coding region: 1-852 (283 amino acids)
Source: RefSeq, a predicted model, not a curated record
AUGGAUUUACAACGAAAUGAACACGUUUACGAGGAUGUCGGAGGAAAGCAGAAGAAAGAGAAGAAGACGAAGACGAAGACGCCCAUCAAUGGGUAUUGGGCUGUUGAGCAACAUUCACUGCGAAAUCAGAUUGGUGAAUUGAAGGAAAGCAGCAGCAGCAGCAGAAGCAGCAGCAGAGGAGGAGGAGGAGGAGAGGAGGAGGCGCAGGAAGACCAAGACCCAAUGGCGCAGGUUCUCAACUUAGCCCUACUCCAGCCUAACGCGGCCUCGACUCGCCCCGACUCGGCGCCUUCCACAUCGUCCUCUCCCCCGAGGACACGGCCGCGCGACCUCCGUCACUGGACUUCGCUUCAACAGAGCCUCAAGUGCAACGGCAGGUUCUCCUGCCUUUUCUCCGACAAUCGCAGAGAGGAACAAGCUAGAAAAGCUUUAGAAAGCGCACUCGGAGGAAAGAAGAUUGAGUUUGAGAAAUGGAAUAAAGAGAUCAAGAGGAGAGAAGAGGUGGGAGGAGGUGGUGAUGCUGGUGGAGGUGGUUGGUUUGGAUGGGGCAGAAGAUUUGGUUGGUCCAAUGGCGAUAAUUUCUGGCAAGAAGCAAAGCAGACUAGUUUGGCUGUUUUAGGUAUUAUUCUCAUGUUUCUAUUAAUUGCAAAAGGAGAAAUCAUCCUUGCUAUGGUCUUGAAUCCGCUGCUGUUCGCAUUGCGAGGAGCAAGAAAUGCAUUAACCUUUGUUACCACAAAGAUAUCAAGACUAUCCCCAAGUAGUCCUGCUGAUUUUGAUGCUUUACCAAAGAAGGAAAAUCAUAGACGCGUCUCUGCUAAAGAAGAAGUACUGAGAAAAUGGGGAAGCGCUUGAUUAGCUUAUCAUCUUGUAUGAAGAAUGAUCUUGUGAUUCUUUUCUACUGUGCUCACCCUGCCAUAGUUCUCUCAUUGUUUGACUUUUCCAAAGGCCAAAUUGUGGAAAAGGCUGCUGUGUGGGUAAAGUCAAUGAGCUGCUAAAGGCUGCUGUUUAGCUUUUUCUCGAGUCAGUGUUGGAUUUCAAAUUUGGUGGAAGGAAACCAAAGGGGGUUUGGCAUGUUCCUUGAGAGGCUUCUUCUAU